UCUAGUUUCACUGUUGAGAAACAUCAUCAUAGUAACCCGGGAAAGGCGACCUCGGAGGCGGGUGGCGACAUUCCUUUGAAGGAAUCUCACAGCGAAACACGGGAGACGUUGUUGCCUGGGCUAACUCUGAGGCAAUGGGUGAAUGUAGAAAAAAGUUGCUUGCUUAGUUGGCAAAACUGCUAGCUGAUAUUGGUUUGCUAUCGUUAGCUGAUGCUAACGUUAGCAAACACAGCUGAACGAAACCGAAGAAGUCGCCCAGAGAAGUUUGGAUUUUCUUAUCAUGAGAACAUCAGCUUGAAUGCGGACACCUAGACGCACCGGAUCGUUUCCCUAAAGGUGAACGGGAGAGAUGAGGAGCAGCAGGAGGACUGAGGCGUCUCUUAAAAGUUCUGCUCAACAGCUUUCCGAUCAUAAUGUUGGCACAGAGCUGACAGCUGCAUGGAAAAGUUUGGCUCAGUCCAAAGUUGCUUUGCGGCACAUAGAAAACCGUAUAGAAGCGGCUCCAGGAACAGGGGUUAUCCUGGACUCUGUCAUUGACUCCACUAAGAAGAAAUCCCAUAGGGUCCGCCACAGAGAUGGACGACAAGUUGAUGACAUCGGAGGGUCUUCAAAGCCUAGGGGUCGAAGUCAGCAGAGCCCAGAAAAGAGCAGCUCACGUAGCCCCUUGAGAAAUACCACCCAGGACAGAAAUGUCCGAAGGAACAACAGUGUGGAAUUCAGGGAACCGCUGGCCUCGUAUAGAGAGGCCACCCCACCACCACAUCCCUCCUCUCAGCUGGAGGCCUGCAGUCAGAAGUCAGUGCCAGCGUCUUCGUACCCUUCCUCUCCUCCUCACUCAGAUUCUCUGCCCAGCCAGCUGGGCUACCAGAGACACACUGUGGACAAGGAGUUGGACAAGGAACUGGACAGCACACACUCAUCAGCUCUGCAGAGCACUGAGGUGCGCUACCUCAAUGACCAGCCAGCCCUGGAUGCCAUGAGGACUAAGGAAAGCACUCCCAAAGCACAAGUUGGCAUGGAUAGCCAACAGUCAAGUCCGUGUAUUGCUCCCAUCCCAGGCUCUUCACGGCAAGGGGACAGCACACCAUCCACCAGCCCUGGUUCAGCUUCCCAGCGGUUGGAGAACCUAAGACGUCAUCAACCCGAUGACAAGUUGGAGAAACUCAAAGAGCGCAUUCGAAGGCAGAGACAACAUCUAGAGGAAGCUGCAGAGAGGGAGAGGCUGCUGGGGAAUUUGGAACAGCCCCUAAUGGCAUUUGUGGAGACUAACAAUGCUGGUACAAGCAACAAGCCGACAGCGAAAAUACGCAAAGUAGCAGCUGCACCACCUGCUCCUAUAUACAAAGGUUUCAACAGUACAGAGACAAAGAUCCGGACUCCUGAUGGGAAAGUUUGGAAGGAGGAGGACUUUCAUAACCUCAGCAGAGAAAUAUACAGAGACCUGUCAAAGCAGUUUCUUGAGAGCACCAGACAUAGGCACCAACAGCAGAGGGAACAGAGAGCAGACAGGUCCAAAGAGAGGAGGCCUCCCAAAACCGUUAGGAAGGUCCAUAGAGCUGCCCCUGCCUCUGACCUAAAUCCAAAACCAGUGAUUAGCCCUGCAUCAUGGCGGGAGGGCCAGAAGCUGGUAAAGAUGGUACUAGGUCCAGUACCUAAGCUGCCCAGGGAAGAGGACAAUCCCCAUACAGCUGAUUUACUGAGCCGAACAGAUUCCCACCACCGCUCAGAACCAUGCUCAGAAUCAAGGCGACGAUCACGCCCAAACAGCACAGAGCGGCCUUGCAGUGGAUUUCAGGGACAACCACAAAGCAACCUCACACCCACAUCUACCCCAUUGUCUGCAGCCCAGGACAAGAUCCCAGUAGAAUUAAGCACGGACCUGUUGUCAGCAGACAUCCAAGGGAUACUGGAUGACCUUCAGCUGGAGUGCAAAGCAGUUGAGAAAGAGGAGAGGGCCCGAAAACGGUCGCGUGGUAGCAGCAGUGGUAGGAGAGGGAGAGGGGGCUCAGGGUCACGGACAAGGACGCCCGUCUCCACUUGGGGAACUACUGCGGCAGCAAAUGGCUCAUCAAGAGUUUGUCGCAGUGCCAGCCCCACUACACACCGUCCAGAAACCACCAACAUAACUGACACAAAGCACAAGAAACGGCACUAUGAUGCAGAUACAGUUCGCCAGUAUAUUGCCCGGCAGCAAGAAGAGAGAAAAAGGCGUCAGACAGAGGAGAAGAGGGCAAUGAGAGAGGAGACAGAGAGGAGAAACCAGAGACUGCAGGAGCUCUACAGGAAGCAAAGAGAGGUUGCUAGAACUGUGGCAAUUCCCACCGAGACUUCUGUGGCCCCUGUACAAAAGCGGCUACAAGAGACCUACAACAAACUGCUGAUGGAGGAAGCCCAGCUGGGCGAGGGGGCUAUGCACACACUCCCUGCAGUUCCUUCGAGUCAGAUGAGACCAAUGUACCAGCCCUCAGGAGAGUCGGACAAAGAGAACAAAAGACUAGAGGCACCCCAGAGCCCGUCAAGCAGUGAUAGGUCUUUAAAUGAUCAUCCGCCACCUUCAUUAAAUAGAAAUGAUCUGGAUGUUCGAGUUGCUCCUUUGCCCCGGCAUGAACAUUUGUACCCACUUGUUAGAUCUUUGACUGGCCCCAGCAGGACUGCUCAAGGACCAGCUGAUACCCAUCUCUUCUCUCAACUUUUAAGGCUAGAGGAAGAAGUAGCUGCUGCUGACAUCAAGAAUACCCCGCGACCAGCCUCAGCCCCUUCCAGCAGGUUCCGUUCCAAAAUGUUCCGCAUUGAAGCCCUCAAGGCCACAGCUGCAUCCCUCUCUAAUCGUAUAGAGAGUGAGGCACGAAAGCUUGCUGGGGAAGGCAUCAACUACGGUACUGCAACGUCAGUGGAUGCGGAUACUGUUUUGGCCUCCAGGACCUCUGAGCUCGGAGAUGGAUGGGGAAAAACAGCUGCACGUGACACAGAAAAUGAUAACAUGGCUCUGAGGAUCCAGAAGAUUUUAACUAGCACAGGUUAUAGUUCAUACAAUGGCACAGCUCUUCCAGGAGCAGGCAGUCUGAAUUCCUUCAGGGAACAGAAAUUAAAGAAUGGUACACAGACUUCUGUUGAUGUAGUGGGCCCCAUUUUGAACAGUUACACACAAGAAAGGGGGACGCUAGUCAAUGGCUUGGAGAAGGACACAAGAAUGAAUAAAGUAUCACAGAGGAAACAAAUCGAGGAGGGCGAGAAUAGGACAGAUCUCCAGGAUUCAAGUGGUGGCUCUAUUAGUGAGGGACCUCUUCUGAGUGAAGGGAGUUUUUCUGAAGAUGAGCAAAGUCCUCCUCACCCCUAUAGAUAUAAUUCUGUACCUAGACCAGCAGAUCGCCUGGAAGCAGUGGACUACUGUGCACGUCAAAGAAAGGAUUACCAGCGGCUGAUGGAGUUCCAGCAGGAAGCAGAGAAAUGCUCAAGCCUCAGCUUAUCCUUUGCACAGCAGGACAGGGAAAAAGCAGUUUGGGAAGAGCUGAACAAAGGAAGCCCUCUAAGUGUAAUAAACAUCUUCACUAAAAACCAUCACAGCCAUGUUAAAGUGAGUGAUAGAAAUUUGGAGAGGAAUUCUCCAUCUGCCCAUUCUGUGCCCUCUGGAAAUGGACCUGAAGAUGCAGCAGUCUAUGAAGAUGACUUUGUAUCAUCGCAUAGCAGCAAAACCAGUGGCCAAUUAAAGAGAGGCUCCAAUUCACCCAGUGUGAACAGUCACUUUGAAGAGCUUAUGAGGAGGUCACCUUAUGAAAGAAGUGCAGAUGGCAGUCAUUCCCACCAUUCAUCCUUUCACUCACAACAUCUUUCCUCUGGUUCAACACCUGGUUCCUCACCCCUCACCAGGCAAUCUGCCAGAAAAAUAGGAACAGCGUCAGAUCAGAGCGACACCACACUCGUAGAGGAGCAGAGGAGUUCUUGCUCUCCACCUUCUGAAUCACUAUCAUCUGAUUCCAGGAAGGGAGGCUCCAGCAAAAACUCUGCCCACACCCAGGCCAAGAGUGUCCACUCUAAUGACUCUCUAAGGGAAACUUCUGGACAUUCUCACCAACAGUCCAGAUCGGUUUCUUCUUCUGGCUCUCCCAUCCCUCGGUCUCCUCCAACAGCAGACUCUCUCAGUGAGCCUUUAAGAAGUGGGUCCAACCAAAACACAGGCACUUUAGCUCCUGGUGGUAGAACAGAGACCAAGUCUACUGGUGAGCUACAGUAUUCACCUGCUGUCUUGCAGCAGCGUAUGGCAGCAGAACUCCAGUACUUGGAGUCAAUUGAGGAGGCAGCCAGACAGUUGGGGGAUGUGGAAAGGCUAAUGGGUGUGUCCAUGGCACAGCAGGAGAGUGCAUCAUUGGCCCAAAUGCUCAAGGCCAAGCAGCAGCGCCAUGAACGUGAGCUCUACGAGCUGAAGAUAAAGGCUGAACGAGAGGCUCUUGAGGCAAAACUACAGCUGGAAGAAAACAGACAGAGAGUGGCCAGGGCUCAUAUAGAACUGCAGGAAACCUUGGCAGCAUCUCAGAAAGAGACUUUGGAAGGCCUCCAGGAAUCAACUACUAAGAUGAUGACUCAACAGGCUGAGGCAGCGCAGUACACAGCCGAUGCUGCCCGACACAUCAAAGAGAUGACAGAACUAGCCCGUUCACAGAUGUCAGGAACUUUGAUUGUCCCCCCUGUUGCCACCGAUUCUUCCAUGGUGGACCAAAGUAAAGAAAAUGAGAGUUACUCAAUGGAGCAUCGACAGGAUAAAGCUGACUCUGACAGCUAUCAGAGUGAGCUAUCAAACAGAAGGACCAGGUCAGAGGAACCCCUGUCUUCAUUGAACAGCCCAAGUCACUCUGACUCACUGUCCUUCAGAAAACCAAACCUCAGUGGAUCUGCAUCUAGCAGCCAACACAGCCCAUCACAUCUCAUCAACCACGGAGAACAGAUGAAAAAAGAGGCAGCAGAGGGGAAAUGGAGGAACAGUGGACUUGAAAGGCCAAAAAUGGAAGCAGCCAGCAGCUCCAUAGAAGAGGAACUUCCAGCAGCAGCAAAUGACUCCAUCUGCAGUGACAGCAUUCCUUCUGUACUGGAUGAAAAAGGAGACAGUACAUCAGUGGCCACAGAGUACUCACUCAAGUUUGAUGAGUCCAUGACAGAGGAUGAGAUAGAAGAGCGCUCCUUCCGCUCUCUUCUGCCAUCUGAGGCCCAUCGGCGUGGAACUAUGGAGAAGAAAUCCCGCCAACCCGAGGAAUCAGAAGAUGAUGGAGCCAAUCACAACACAUUGGUUUCAGGGUCGGGGUUGCACAAUACUUAUAAGUCACAGGACGCAAACAUAGCCUUUUCUGGUGGCCAGAACAGCUUUUCUCAGUUCACUAUGGACAUGGUGCGCCAGUACAUGAAAGAUGAGGAGGUAAGACUGCAGCACCAGAGCUCGUUGCUGCAUCUUCGCCAGAAAGCCCUCAAGGAGAAGACCAGAACAGAGCUGGCCUGGCUGGAGCACCUGAAAAAGAAGCUAAGAGAUAAGGGAGAGGAUGACAAAAUGCCACCAAUCAGGAAGAAGAAGAGGGGUCUUCUCUUGAAACUACAGCAGGAGCAGGCUGAGAUCAGGCGACUUCAGGAGGCCAACAAAGCAGCAAGGAAGGAAAGACAAUUAUUGCUGAAACAGCAGGAGGAGAUUGAACGGAUGAGAAACUCAACACUCAGACUGAAGGAGCGUCUCAAGUGUGCUGGGGUUGAAGCACCUCCUGAGACCCCAGUAUCAGAAACCCUAGGGUCUGAGCCAGCCUCCCCUCACAUGAGACAUGCUGAUGAUAACCGCAGCCCCUCUCCCUCACUCUCUGUCUCUGGAAGUGAGACUAGCAGCAUCAUGCAGAAGCUCAAGAAGAUGCGUUCUCACAUGGAUGAAAAACACUGUUCUCCUGUCCACUACUUCUUCUCUGUGUUCACGGCCCAUCACUGGGCUUCCCUCAGUGUCUGUCUUCCCAACCUUCAUCCUAAAUUUCAGCUCUUUAUCUACAACCAGUUGGUCAGGUUCCUGACCAAGCGAGAACAGCAGCUGAUGCAGAGGCGUCACCAAGCUGAAGAGCUGCUGCAGUGGAAGCAGCGGCUAGACAAGGAGGAGGCAGAGGUUCGUAGGAUGGAGAAAGAGGCCCUGGCUGCAUGGGACCAGAAAACACUUCGGGACAAGGAUCUCGACAUGUCAGAAGGACAGGAAAAGGAAAUUUCUGAUAUAAGCUCCCACCCCAGUCACCACCAAAGCUCAGAGCUCAGAACUGACAGUGAGAAAGAGUAUGUUAGCGAGGGCGACUGUUCUUCAGUGGCACCCGAGUCCAGCAUACACACAGAGGACCCAGCACAGCCUGCUUCAGUCUCUGAAACAUCUUUGGCCUCUGUCCAGAACAGCCCUGCAAAUUACACUCAAGACUUCACUUCAGCAUCACCUACCAGACAAUCUUCUGCUCUCAAAGGCAGCCACAGCCCAGCUGCAUCCCCUUCAGAGGGCAGCAGUAACAUAAAGAUGCAGCUCCGCUCUACCUCCCAGGCAUCCAUCCGCCCCUGCACUCAGCCCAUCGACCCUCCAGUGGCCACACAGUCUGAAGCCAUUUCAGACCAAAGUGAUAUAGAGAGUCGUAUCAAGGCCCUCAAGGAAGAACUGAAAAAACGGAAGUUAAUGGCCUACCAGCUGAAGAAAGAGCAGAAGAAGCGACAUAAGGAGCGACUGAAGGCACAGGAAGCGAACCUAUUGAAACAGCUGGAGAACUACAACAACUUCAUUGAGAAAACUAAGGCAGAACUUAACAAGGAGCCAGAGUCAACACUUGAUACCAACUCUCAGAUCAAGGAGUCCAACUCUGUUUUAGAGCAACUUCCAUCUUCACACAGGUCUGAACACAUCACAGUCUCGGAGUCUGAAAGGACACAAAUUGAUGCAUCAAUAGAUCAUCAUGCCUUUCCUAAGCCAGAUUGUAGUAGAUCAGCCUCAGUGCCUGAAGACUUUUCUGGUGAGGAACCUCAAAGAGUCACUUCAAGUGUGGUGGUAUAUGACAGCCCAGAGAGUCCAACCCCAGGACAGAGGAUUCAGCAGUCUACAGAAGAUCUUUUUAGGCCAUGCUCCGCUGAAGACAAGUCAGAAUUUGAGGAUGAGAACAGCGUGUCUGAUCACAGAUCUGAUAUUCAGGAAGAGCUGGAGGUGGAAAUAAGCUACGGACUCAAGGAUGAACAAACUCAGCAUCUUCUAGAACUAGAAAAGGAAGACAGACUUGACUUCCAGGAGAGGUUGUCUACAUCUAAACACGUUUCCUCUUCCGUGGAUGAAGAACACCAACAUUCACCAACUGUUAGCCUUGAACAGGGAAAUCAGGUGAAGCAGACUGAAAUAUCUGAUGUAGAGGAAGCUUUAAAGCCAAAUGUUGUUGCAUCUAGCCAGCCACAUUCAGCCGUAGUGGACCUCAAAACCUCACCACAUCAGAGCUAUAGCUCUUCACCUGUUGACCAGUCCCCGUCCCCGGACUCUGUUCCUUUUGGUUCAAAUAAGGAGGCUUCCAUAAAAGAUACUGAGGCUUCUCCAAUAGCAGAUGGUUAUCAUGAUGACUUUGAGUCAUCAGUGGAUUCUUCAUCCAAGGUAGAGCAUUAUAGUUCCAAAGCUGGGUCUCAAGUCUUAGUUUCCCCUCCUGAAAUCAAGGAUUCAAGAAAGGACUUCUCUAGCAGGGCCAUGACCCCUGACAGCCCAGAAGAAAUUGUGGAGGAAGAAAUAGCUGAAGAUCUGAGUCCCCAUUCUGGUGUGAGCGAUCCAAGCCAUCAAUCUGGAAGGCUGCUAGAUCUCACUAAGCACACAGAUGGUUUUAAACAGAGCAAUGAGAGCAUUCAUUCCAGAUACUCACAAACCAUCUAUUCUCUUCAGACCCCCCUCUCUCCUGUUAUAGAUGAAAUGCCAGAUUUUAACAUUGGAGACAGAGUUCUUGUUGGUGGUGUUCAGCCUGGCACUCUAAGGUUCAAAGGUCCAACCAGCUUUGCCAAUGGCUUCUGGGCAGGUGUGGAGUUAGACAAGUCCGAAGGGAGCAACAAUGGCAGUUACGAUGGAGUGGUAUACUUUAAGUGUGAAGAGCACCAUGGUAUAUUUGCUCCUCCAGACAAAAUCACACACCUCCCAGACAAGUUUGAGCUCUACACUGAUACUACAGAAGAUGAGGAUUCAUACUUUGAUGACUUGUCAGAUAAAGAAAGAAAUGAACCUAAAACAGAUGAGAACAAUUUCCAAAAGCAAGAAAAUCUUAACAGGGAAAAUGACAAGACCUCUCAUAAGGAAACUGGCUCAAACGAUAAAAAGGAAAUAGAUGGAUCCCUUCACAAGAGCCAGAGUCCACAUUGGGACAGACUCCACCUCAAUUCACAGCAUCACAAAGAUUCUACGCAUCAAUUUUCUGAUGACAACAUUAAGGACAUAAUGUUGAAUUUUGAAGACGCAUCGCGCACACUCAUAUCUGACUUGGAUCAAACAGGGCAGGUAAAUGAAAGUAAAAAGGAGAUUACAGCCCUGGUUGAGAAAGAAGAUGUAGAGUCACAUGAUAAGGAGAAAGAAAAGGACAUGGAUUUGCUGGACACAGUUGCAGACAAACUUGUCAACAACUUUGUGAAAGACGCUCUUAAGCAGUUUGCUGAAAUUAAAAAGGCUAAAGAGCAGAAGAUACAAGCAGCCAACCUGAUGAAUGGAGACCUGUUUGGUGAAGAAGAAGGAGAGUGGAACUCUUCAGUGGCUCAAAAAGAUGAUCUACCCUUCUUUCUGCCUGUUGAAAAAGAGGAACUGUCUUCUCCAGAACUGUGUAACCGACCAGAGAGUCCAGUGUUGGGAGCCAGUGGUCAAGAAGAGCUCGCUAAGCGUCUAGCAGAGCUGGAACUGAGCCGUGAAUUGCUAAAUGACCUCGGCGAUGAUCAGGACUGGUUUGAUGAAGAUUUUGGCCUUAGCUCCCGUAGGAAACAGCAGAGACUCAAACAGAAAGAGGAAGAGGAAGCGGAAAGGUUAGGAGCAGGACUCGGGAGGUCUGGCUCAUCAGCUGGACCAAGUAUGGGGGAAGUGAUUUCAUCAUCAGAUGGAGAACCACAGAUAAAGAUACCACCUAGACCUGAGCUGCCUCUCCCCUUGCCUCCUAAACUACCUGAGCAGCCUGCCAUGGUGGUACCUCACUCAGCUGUAGAGGUGGAAAAGAUGGUCCAUGCUGCCACACAGGAGCUCUGGGACAGCUUUGACCUAGGAAAUAAGGGAACACUGACUCAUGGGCAACUGCCAAACCCACAACCUUCACAAGAAUACCUUGGUAAAGAGGACAGCAGCCAGGACCAGGAGGCACUGUCCAUCCGCAGCUACAAAAAGGCUGUGUAUGACUUGACCUGGGAGAUCCUUCAGGAGAUCUAUGCUGAAGACCCUAAUACUAAUCAGCCUCAGUGGGUCAAACUGCGUCGAGUCAAGUCCACUUCAUUUCACAAAGUCAGGACACCAGGAGACAUCACCAAAAUCCAGGAAUUCAUCACAGCAGAAGUACUGAAACUUUAUGGCCUCACAAAAGACCAGAGCCAGAAGACUGACUGGCAGAAAAUGCUCAAGUUUGGGAGAAAGAAGCGGGACAGAGUUGAUCACAUACUGGUUCAGGAACUCCACGAGGAGGAGGCUCAGUGGGUCAACUAUGAUGAGGAUGAGCUGUUUGUUAAAAUGCAGCUGGCAGACAGCAUCUUUGAUGCUUUGCUUAAGGACACAGCGAAUGUGCUCACACUAAUUUCUGACAAGAGGCCCAAAAGAGACACCCUCUACUGAUGGCUUUCCUGUUUAAAUUCUAGCUCAAUCCCAGUCUUUUUGCCACCUCUGGGGAACUCCAGCCAACCUAUCGCUGCUCAGGCUUCCACCAGCUGAUGUGCCAACAAUAACCCUCCGAUGCCUUCAGUCCCAGUAUUACCUCUCAGCUAAACAAAUUGUCCUUAUUUGCCGACAUUCAUUCACUGAAAUUCAUCAGCUGACUGUAGUGAUGAUAUUCUCACACACAAAAAUGCUUCUUGAGCAAUCCAGCCUUCUAACAUCUUUAACACCAUCUGGUCUGAGUUCUCACUUCCUGGGCUGGCCACUUUGUGGACUGGUCAGUUGGAGAAUAGGUAGAUGUGGUGAUAAGAUGGGCUGUGCCACUUGUAAGCAUGUUAAAGUCCAUGAAUGCUGCUAAGUUGAUUGUUCUGUCAUGGACUUUAGAAUAGCAUCCACUUGGAACAGCAGUAGGUUUUAUUUUCCACACACACAUACAUAUACAGUAGCAGUCAAAAGUUUGGACACACUCUCCCAUCCAUAUGAAUGGGUGAGUGUGUCCAGACUUUUGCCUGGUCAGUGAGGAAUCUACAGUGCAGUCUGUGAUUUUUGACAGUGAUACAUUAUAGCCAUGACUUUGUAAUCCAGCACAUUGAAAUUAAACAAUUAGGUUAAAGUACCAACUUUAAGAUGUAUUUUGAGGGGGUUUUACAUCUAUACCCAGUGAUCAGUGCUGUAAUUGUAGUUCUUUUUAUUCACAGUCCUCUUUGCAGGGCUCUGUAAGUUUGCCUUAAGAAAAAAAAAUAGUUCUCUUUAGCUCUUGCUUGCUUACAGGAACUUUUUGAUCAUUCUCUGGUCUUUGGCAAAUACAGCACCUGCUCAGUUGGACUCAGGUCAAGGGAUUUGCCUACCAGUAAUAAUUAAAUUCAACUCUUCAGCUCACAAGGCUCAUUGUUUGCUUUGACUGUAAGUUUACCAAAAGCUUGCUACAUGUUCUCUACUGUUUUUUUGGCUGUGUAUGAAAAAGUAUUUCACCCAUUAUGGGUAUGAAAACCAUCAAACACCUUUAAAGCAGAGAGCUGGCACUUUUUAUAAGUAAUCAGUGCUGUAUUAUAAAUCUGGGGUUGCAACAAUUUGUCUCUGACCAGAUGUGGCCAGACAUCACUGCGUUGGAACACUGAGUUCAGAUAUUCUAUGAAACGUGUUUGCCUGCUUAAUUAUUUAUUGUGUGAAAAUGUUUAAUUAGAAGCAAAAAGAGCAUUUGGGAUUGUAAAUGAAUUGUAAACAUACAGAGAAGAACUCAUUUUAACUUUGUGUAAAGAAAGUCUAAUGUUAUUGUAAAAGCACAAAUAAAAAUAUGAAUGUGAAUAUGGCAAUACAAUAGGUAGGUAGGAGGAACCAGGCAGAGAACAUAGAGAAAUGCGUUUUAAAUAUAUAAAGGUGUAGUCUUUAUAAUUAAUUGAAUCUGUUUGACUAAACUGUGUCCAGUUGUCCACAGCUGUCCAGUUGGUCAACACAAUCACUGUGUUCCACUUCAUGCUAUAUGUUAAUUUUUAGGAAGCAUAUUGCACAUUGUAGCAGUGUUGACCGGUUGAAGGAAAAUACCUCUGAUGGUUUGUGCUCCAUUAGAUUGUUCUGUGUGGUAGGUGUGAACAGACUACAUAACUCAGCCACCACUUUAAUAUGUAAUCUGAAAGUGGGACAGAAACAGCUGGCAGUAGGCUUGACUUGGUGUUUUUAGAAUUACAUGCUGGAUUUGAGCCUUACCUGUUCUACAGUCCACUUACUUUGUAUUCCUGGAGAAAACACCCAUGGUUGUCUUGUUUCUUUAUUUACUAUCUGAAAGGUUUGCUAGCAUAACAUUUGCCCUUAAAAAACAAACAAAAAAAAGCCCACCUUGUCAUGUAAAAGCACGUUUACAUGCUCCACUGGCUGCUGUGAAACAUCAGCCAGUUCAAACGAGGCGUCAGAAUGUAGCUAGAGGUCGUCUUACUCCAUGUUCAGUUCAAGUGCCUUUUUUUUUUUUUUUUUAAUUUGAGUUGUAGGUUUAUAACUGACUUUCUUGAUGUCUCAGCAUCAUUUGGACCUAUUUUCUUUGAAUGUCUCCUUAAACUGCUGUAUACUACCAUUUUUAUAAAUGAUCCUCAAAUGGCUGCUCUUCUUCUUGCUAGUUAACCAGUGCUUCAGUUUCUGCCUUAUCAAUAUUUCGGUGUAGCAGAGACUGUUUUUUUUAAAACCUUCUCAUAUUUCUGCGCCUCAGCUUGAGGAAAUGUUUGCAUCUAAAAGUUAUCUGCCUCUUAUCAGGCCACCCCGUGCAUCUGUGCAUAUAGACACAGUUGAGUAACGUUAUUGAUGUACUUACUAUAUCAGCAACAAGUGGCUCCAGCUGACAGGCUGCACAGUGUGAGUCAUUGAGCUGCUGUGGUUCAGCACGUAGGACUGUAUCUAAGGGCUGUGUGGUUUUUUUUUUUUUUUUGGUUUUUUUUUCGGUCCCACUGGCGGUGCUGGUUUGAUCCAACAAACUGUAAAAACUCAUUGUGGCAUGUAUGAGAGAGCUUGUUAAUCCUCACUGGAGCUAAAGUGACCUUAAACAGAGUCCUUUUUUCCCCCCCUUCCUACCGAUGAUGUUAAGGUGUAUGUUCAAACUGUACAUAAUGUAGGAAAAGACCAAAAAUAUUUGAUACCAAUCUCUCCAUGCUGUAUGACAUUUAAGUCUGGUCUGUAAAGGUGACAUGAUUAGUACCUUAGAAACAUUUUUUUUUAUUCUUGCAAGGCUUUAUUGCCAAUCCUGUGUCAUUGUACUCUUCAACUGAUUGUAUGUUGGUGGAAGUUAAGUUCCCCUCUGUAACUAUGCAGUACUUGGUUGUACUUAUUGUUUUGUAUGUCUGGACCAAACGGCUUAGACCUCUGCUGUAGUCUGUAGAUAAACUAAAUCUUCAAGUAGCUUAAAGCUGUUUGGUGUAGAGUGGUGUUGCUCCUGUCCACUGGUCUGAGGUCAGUUCUUUUUUCUUCACAAGGAGAUGGAGCAGCUUUACCUUAAAUAACAUGUACGGUUUGAUCUCUGUAACUAAAUUAAAAAAGUAGGAACAAAAUGUUUGCGUAUCGUAUUAACAAGUCAGAUUAGAGUUCCCUGAAUAUUUAUAAUAAUGUGCUGUGAGUGUGCUGUAAGUGCACUUGGAAACUUGUACAGUUCUUUUAUGGGUGUAAAUAUACUGUCUGUCCAAUCUGACCCACUGUUAUGGUAACCUGAACGAUUGUUGUAUAAAAACAAAAACACUUUACUUUGCAAAUAUGUACAUAGUAUAUAUUUGUUUACUAAAUGAAAUUUGAAACUGUAAAUAAAGCUUUCAUUGUUUCUAAAGGAA
Messenger RNA from Archocentrus centrarchus (flier cichlid), 13140 nucleotides. It is a transcript of the gene cep350, whose product is annotated as centrosomal protein 350. The record is from RefSeq and is a predicted model, not a curated record. NCBI's taxonomy places the organism in Eukaryota, Metazoa, Chordata, Actinopteri, Cichliformes, Cichlidae. Gene Ontology annotation, biological process: microtubule anchoring. Gene Ontology annotation, cellular component: centrosome. Gene Ontology annotation, molecular function: microtubule binding.